GCAAGCGCGUGGGGCUCACAGCUCCCGAGUCCCUGGACUCCACAGCUUGCAGCGUAGCCCUGGAGCACAGUGGCACCGCAGGGCCAGCCGCCUGGGCUAGCUCCGUGCUGAAGGGUUUUUCUCCUGGCAUAGGGGAUGGAAGAAGGGGAAAGGAGCCCCUUGCUGUCCCAGGAUGCUGCCCACUGGGAGCCUCCCCUCCUCACAAACAGACCACCCACCACAAGCCACACUGUUCCACCUAGGGAGGACCAGGUGGGGGCCUGGAGUCGCCGCCGCUGUCCUUCCGGGGCCAAGCACCAAGGCUGGAAGAAAGGCCUGGGGGGAGGCCCAGCCCCCUCCCUCCCCACUGGGUACAGCUGCCUCAAGUAUCUGACCUUUCUCUCCAACUUCCUCUUCUCCUUGCUAGCCCUGCUGGCCCUGGCUGUGGGACUCUGGGGCCUGGCUGUCAAGGGGUCUCUGGGGGGCGGUUGGGGGGGUAUCGUGCCCCCAGACCCCGUGCUGGGGCUGGUGCUGGGGGCACUGGCAGUCAGCACGGUGAGCCUGCUCGGCUGCCUGGGCGCCCUCUGCGAGAACAGCUGUUUCCUGCGCUGCUUCUGCGGGGCUGUCCUCUUCUUCCUGGUGCUCGAGGCCCUGGCUGGGGCCCUGGUGGCAGCCCUCUGGGGCCCACUGCAGGACAGCCUGGAGCACACCCUGCAUGUGGCCAUCACCCACUACCAGGACAGCCCGGACCUGCGCUUCCUCCUUGACCAAGUCCAGCUGGGGCUGCGGUGCUGCGGGGUGGCAUCCUACCAGGACUGGCAGCAGAAUCUGUCCUUUAAUUGCGACUCUCCUGGGACGCAGGCCUGCAGCCUCCCUGCGUCCUGCUGCAUCCGUCCCUGGGAAGACGGGGCUUUGGUGAACACCCAGUGUGGUCUGGGGGCACUGCGCCUGGACGAGGACGCGGCCGGGCAAGUUGUGCACCUGGAGGGCUGCGGGCCUGCGAUGCUGCAGUGGCUGCACAGGAACAUCCAGGCCCUGGGCGGCUGUGCCAUUGCCAUCGUGGUGGUCCAGGGAGCUGAGCUCCUGCUGGCCACCUGGCUGCUGAAGGCCCUGGCUGCUCACAAGACAGUGGAGGCUGUGGAGGCUGGUCCCCUGUGAGCACAGGUUCCUGUGUGGCCUCCCCGCCAGGCACAGCCGAGGAGAGGCUGUGGUAUAGACAGGGCUCCAGGCUUCUCUCACCUGCAGGGUUGGGGGUCAGAGAAACACCCCUCCUCCCCUGCCAGGCCACUGCCCCACAGGCCUCUGGCCUCUGCCACCGGUCAUCCCAAGGGCCAGAUAGACUGGCCACCUGCCCAACUGAGCUCUGGCUGCCCAAAGACCCACCUAAAUCACCUGCUCCUGGCAAAGGCUGUGGUGGCUGAUGUCUGGUGCGUCUGCCUCUGGCUGGUGGGUGUUCUUGCCUCUCCCACCCUUCUUCCACUCCACAGGGCCUUGCCCGUGCUCCGCCCCCAGACCCCACCCGCUCACUGCAAGCACUUCCCUGACCUGAGGGUGAGGCCGGGCUUCUGCCAGAAGUCUGUUUUAGGGGAGGAUAAGCCACUUGCUGAGGUGUGAUUCAUUCAGUAAACUGCCAAUCUCAAGUG
Ictidomys tridecemlineatus (thirteen-lined ground squirrel) is the source of this 1622-nucleotide messenger RNA. It is a transcript of the gene Tspan10, whose product is annotated as tetraspanin 10. The record is from RefSeq and is a predicted model, not a curated record. Lineage: Eukaryota; Metazoa; Chordata; Mammalia; Rodentia; Sciuridae. Gene Ontology annotation, cellular component: plasma membrane.